Molecule: messenger RNA, 2594 nt
Organism: Drosophila sulfurigaster albostrigata
Lineage: Eukaryota; Metazoa; Arthropoda; Insecta; Diptera; Drosophilidae
Exons: 9
Coding region: 21-2195 (724 amino acids)
Biological process (GO): sulfation
Cellular component (GO): cytoplasm
Molecular function (GO): sulfotransferase activity
Source: RefSeq, a predicted model, not a curated record
GACUUCAGUUGACUUUAGACAUGAAAUUCGAGCAGGUCACACCGAAGAGCUAUCCAGUUAAUUUAAUAGAUAAAGACUGGACUCAGCGAAAAUUAUAUUUUAUAAGUCCAGCUAAAUCUGUGCCCGAUGCGAUUCACGAUAUGGAGGUAUUCGAAGAUGAUGUUUGGAUUGCCACCAAUCCUAAAAGUGGCACCACUUGGAUGCAGGAACUUGUUUGGCUUCUGAUGAAUGAUUGUAAUUUCGAGGCAGCACUAUCUAAAGAUCUGGAAUUACGAUCGCCAUAUUUAGAAUUUGAUUAUAUGAUGCACCGUGAUGUUGAAAGAGCUUUAAAGCCUGUAGAGGAGCUGGCAUCUCCUCGAGUUAUAAAAUCGCAUCUUUCACUGGGUUUGUUGCCCGCUCAACUUUGGCAAAAUAAAGCAAAAGUAAUCUACGUGUUUCGAGAUCCAAAAGACGCAUGGAUAUCUGGCUAUUAUCACGGUGUUACUAUUGGUUUUGGAUAUGGUACAACGUUAGAGCAAUACAUGGACGAAUUGUUAGAGAAGGAAGCCGCUAGAAGAGAUCCUGUUCUUCAUGCUUAUGAGUUUUAUCAGAUACGCAAUGAACCUUGGGUUUACUACACAAGUUUCAAUCGAAUGAAGCAAGAUCUGAGGAAAGUAAUCGACGAUUUAUGCAAGUUUCUUAAUAAGACUGUGACAGAGCAACAAAUGGAACGUUUGCUAAAGCAUUUAUCAUUUGAGGAAAUGAAAAAAAAUCCGACAACGAAUCAUCUCUGGGAGUAUGCUCAAACACAUCAUCCGAACAAAGGCAAAGAAGUCCACAAUUUCACACGCAGCGGAAAAGUUGGUGGACAUAAAGAAGAACUGAAACCUGAACAGAUCGAGAAAGCUGAUCGUCUUAUAACGGAAAGACUGCAGGCAAAUCAAGUCACACUCGAACAACUUUUGUUAUUGGACGGAGUUGUGGUUUCCACCUUCUUGGCAUUAUCCUCCUUGGAAGAGGGGCCAGUCUGUGUGAUUUGCACCAGGCGCUCAGUUGGAGGCGGAGGUAGUUUCUUCAUGGGAGCUGUGAUGGUCAACAGACCAUCGGAAGACAGCGAUGAGGUGACUGAAUCUGGAUUGACAUCACCUGAGCAAGAAAAGCAAACAAAAAUGUUAGCAAAGGAGUUUAGAAGAAGAGAAAACGUCUCGACACUCACUGGGAAGCUGGUAACGUCUGGAGAACUGACGAGAGACAAAGCCAUGCUCGUCCUGCUUCUCCUCAUGCUUGCCCUCGACAAUGACAAAUCUGUCGGCAACCUUGACGGUAAUCUCAUUGGGCGAGAACUGCUGCACAUCCAAAAUGACCUCGAAUUUCUCGCUAUCAAUGUUCAGCGUGGAGCCAGACUCCUGCUUCUGCAGGCUGUUUGCCGAUCGCUGCCAUGGACGCAGAUAACCAGAGCGCAGAACUGUGGGGCGAGAGUUCCAGACGGACGACAAGAGAUCGUCACGCUUCAGACCCUGACCAAAGUGCUGAUCCAAGAGGCGCGAGAUCUGUCUUUACUCCAUAGUGCAGUGACGCAAAUCGGAGACUGUGUGUACCGACGAAAUCUGACCGACAGCCGACGCCCAACAGUAGGCCAAAGCCAAAGCCCAAAAAAAGGAAGCACUCGCCACAGGACAUGCACUCGUGUCUCGGCAUCGUCAUCUGAAACUCUCUCUCUCUCUCUGUCGGCCUCUGUGUUUGUGUGUGGGAGAGUGCGUGUGGCAUCGGCAACGGCUGUGAUUGUGGCAGUGGCAGAGCGUCAUGUGAUACGCGAAACUGGCUGCGAAAACAUAACAAAAACAGCAAUUACGAAACGCAACGCAAUGCAAAAGGCGCUGCCCGUGACAGACUUGUCCCUGCCCCGAACUGGAGUUGGACGCUACUGGCUGCUCGUGCUCGCCGUGCUGAUGGCGUUGACAACGCCGCUGCAUGCCAAUGGUGCUGAUGGGCAUCUGACCAAGCGCUACUCGGACCAAAGUGUCCACGGUUAUAUGACUGAGCGCACUUGCUGGUGGAAUGAAGUCUGCAAGGAGGAGUUUCAAAAUCUAUUUCGUUGCAAGUGUCCACAGUUCUCGUAUUGCCGCUCGCCGGGACGAUAUUAUAAUGCCUACUGCUCUAUGACGGAUACCGGAUAUAUUUGGACUCAACUGGCGAUGGGCCCCGUCGAGCGCUGAGCGUGUGACGUCAAGCAUAUCGCAGUAACAGCAGCAACAACAACAACAACAACACCAACGGCAGAGGCAGCAGUAACCUAAACACUGCCUGCUGAUAGUAUGCAACCAUUACCCAAGUGGCCUCCAACCUAAUGUUCUAAAAACUAUCGCAAAUGCUCAUUGGUUUUUAAUCACAAUUCAAACAGUUAACCGAGGCUCCUCAAAUGACAUUAUAAAAGACAUCUAGCUGGAUCUAGUUUAUAAUGUCGAUUGUGGAGACUCCCCUAAAUGUAGUCAAAACAAAUAACAAAUAUUCACACGCUUUGUAUUUGUGUGCGUAUAUCUCUUGGAUUCCUUUUUGUUUUUCGAUUUGUAUGCCUAAUAAACAAUCGAAGUUUUCAUUAUAAAAAAAAUCAAAAU